This is a messenger RNA of Sinocyclocheilus rhinocerous, 1062 nucleotides long. RefSeq names its product ERBB receptor feedback inhibitor 1-like. The annotation marks the transcript as partial. The transcript is spliced from 2 exons. The record is from RefSeq and is a predicted model, not a curated record. NCBI's taxonomy places the organism in Eukaryota, Metazoa, Chordata, Actinopteri, Cypriniformes, Cyprinidae. Gene Ontology annotation, biological process: regulation of keratinocyte differentiation; negative regulation of epidermal growth factor receptor signaling pathway.
AUGCACAGAUCUUGGAUUGCAAUUUCUGUGCCACGACAAUUAGGUUUUUUAGGUUUCAUAAUUUGCAUAAAAGAACAAUUUAUUAAUUUCAAUCUUAAAAACUGCUAUAUUCUUAUUCUCUACCACCUUCCCAUUCAAACAGAACAGCAGACUCCUCUUCAAUCACCAAACAGCCCAGGAGGACAGCCCUUGCCCCCCAAAAAGCCCAGACCUUCCCAGCUCACCUUGCACACAGACCCUGCCGAAGACGACCAAGUGGUUCCCUGCUUUCAACGUCUAACGGUAUCCGACCGCAUCAGUCCCCCCCAGACGCCCAGCCGAGUCACCAAACCCCUUCCCCCAAUUCCCGGCUCAGCGGAGCUUUCCCCGGAUCAGGCUAUGGACAGUGAGGUAGAGUUCUUCAAUGGAGAUGACAAUCGCUGUCUAGUUUCCGAACAUUGCUCCAAACUCUCUCCGUUCCGCUACGGAAUGCCCAGUCGGAGGAGUUGUGGACAGAUUAGGGGCUGUGGACGGAUUAACUAUGCAUACUUUGAAGGUCCAACAUCCCAGCAGAAGCCGCAGCCGCAAAAGCCAAGGCAGGAGCAGGAAACUCAGCAGAGGGAACAGGAGCUCCGUGACCACCACCAACAGCAACAGCAGCAAAACUGUCUCCGACAGCAGGAACGUACGCAAAGGAAGCUGCGGCGCUCCCAUUCCGGCCCCGCUGGCUGCUUUAACAAACCCACCUCCUUCCGACUGUCCAGUCACCACCGGAACACACAAGGCCUGGAUAAACCGGAAGUUCCUCCCAGAGUUCCAAUUCCACCACGACCAAUCAAGACGGGAGACUACCGCCGCUGGUCAGCCGAAGUGUCAUCGGGAGCCAACAGCGAUGAUGACCGACCUCCGAAAGUACCUCCUAGAGAACCUUUAUCCGGCAGUAGUUCCCGCACCCCGAGCCCAAAGAGCCUUCCAGUGUACCUCAACGGGAUCAUGCCCCCAACACAGAGCUUUGCUCCGGACCCUAAAUAUGUCAGUCGCGGCCUGCAGAGGCAGAAUAGUGAAGGCUCCCCGUGCAUUCUG